AUGGCUGUAUUUCAGUUCAGUGCUCAUAUGUCGAGACCUUUUGCACGGAACACAAAGCUGCAGCCCCUCCCUCCUCUGCGAGCCCCACGCACGGCGCCGGCCCUGGGAACCCAGCGUGGCACAGCGUCCAUUCCCUUGCGGACCUACAAUCUCGUUGGAGUGAUGACCAACCGAGAAGGUUCAAGGACAGUGCUCCCGGAGUCCUGGCUGCGGGUGCCUGGCAGAGGGGCCCCUGGAGCAAACCGAGAGCUGGUGGGGAAGCCUCAGGCAAAGGCUUCCUUGGAGGAUGAAAUGGGAGCUGAGACCUCGCCAUGCGCCCACCUGCUCCUCUCCACCGCAGCCCUUUCAGGAUCCCUGUAUUCCAGUGGUUCUCAACCUGUCUCUCUUAUAAAGGACCCUUGUGACGACAUUGGGCCACAGGAUAACCUCCCAUCUCACAAUCCUUAUCUCAAUCAUGUCUGCAAGGUCCCCUUUGCCCGGCAUCAGAGAAAGACAAGGGUCAGCCAGAACAGCCUCACCAUGCAGGGCCAGCAGGUGCAGACCCCGCAGUCGAUGCCCCCUCCCCCACAGCCGUCCCCGCAGCCCGGCCAGCCCAGCUCACAGCCCAACUCCAACGUCAGCUCCGGCCCUGCCCCAUCCCCCAGUAGCUUCCUGCCGAGCCCCUCACCACAGCCCUCCCAGGGUCCAGUGACAGCGCGCACUCCGCAGAACUUCAGCGUCCCCUCCCCGGGACCUUUAAACACCCCUGUAAACUCCAGCUCAGUCAUGAGCCCAGCGGGCUCCAGUCAGGCCGAGGAGCAGCAGUACCUGGACAAGCUGAAGCAGCUGUCCAAGUACAUCGAGCCCCUACGCCGCAUGAUCAACAAGAUCGACAAGAAUGAAGACAGAAAAAAGGACCUGAGUAUGAUGAAGAGCCUUCUGGAGAUCCUGACGGACCCCUCCAAGAGGUGCCCUCUGGAAACUCUGCAGAAGUGUGAGAUUGCCCUGGAGGAACUCGAGAAUGACAUGGCGGUGCCCACGCCCCCACCACCCCCGGGACCACCAACCAAGCAGCAGUCCUUGUGCCAGCCGCUCCUGGAUGCUGUCCUGGCCAACAUCCGCUCGCCCGUCUUCAACCAUUCCCUGCACCACACAUUCGUGCCAGCCAUGAGGGCCAUCCAUGGCCCACCCAUCACGGCACCGGUGGUGUGCACCCGGAAGCGUAAGCUUGAAGAGGAUGAGCAGCAGAGCAUCCCCAACGUGCUCCAGAGGGAGGUGGCCAGAUUAGACCCCAAGUUCCUGGUGAACUUGGACCCUUCUCACUGCAAUGACAACGGCACCGUCCACCUAAUAUGCAAGCUGGAUGACAAGGAUCUCCCGAGCGUGCCACCCCUGGAGCUCAGUGUGCCCGCUGACUACCCCGCCCAGAGCCCGCUGUGGAUCGACCGGCAGUGGCAGUACGACGCCAGCCCCUUCCUGCAGUCGGUGUACCGAUGCAUGAACUCGAGGCUGCUGAAGCUCCCCGACAAGCACUCAGUUACAGCCCUGCUCAACACCUGGGCGGAGAGCAUCCACCAGGCCUGCCUCUCAGCUGCCUAGCCACCACCACGGCUGCAUCUCGGGCUGCCAGCCCACCAUGGACCACGGGCCGGCUGGAAGCCUUGUUGGGGCCACAGAGGACACACACCUUGUGUCGGACCCUUCUAGGUGUGGGUUCCCUAGAGAGCCUGGGCUUAGGUUAGCUUUCCUGCUUUUAUCUUCUGCCUUGGGGACCUACCAAGCGUUCCCCACACUUGAACCGGACGGGACAGGUACCGGACGGGACAGGGGCUCUGGAGUCCUCUGUGGUAGGAGUGGCAGACACGCCCCGGGCCUGCGCUCCUCAAGCUGCUGUCCCUUUGGCACCUGCAGAGCCCCUGUCCUCCCUGUCUCCCAGGGAGAAGUCAGGG
Messenger RNA from Myotis brandtii (Brandt's bat), 1928 nucleotides. Its product is annotated as mediator of RNA polymerase II transcription subunit 15-like. Lineage: Eukaryota; Metazoa; Chordata; Mammalia; Chiroptera; Vespertilionidae. The record is from RefSeq and is a predicted model, not a curated record. The coding region runs from base 1 to 1578 and encodes 525 amino acids. The transcript has 4 exons.